Molecule: messenger RNA, 1098 nt
Organism: Penicilliopsis zonata CBS 506.65
Lineage: Eukaryota; Fungi; Ascomycota; Eurotiomycetes; Eurotiales; Aspergillaceae
Exons: 3
Coding region: 1-1098 (365 amino acids)
Molecular function (GO): hydrolase activity, acting on ester bonds
Source: RefSeq, a predicted model, not a curated record
AUGCGCCUCUUCAAUAAACUCUACGUGCUGUUCUCCCUCGCCGCCUGCAGUCUUCUGUAUUCGGGCUGGAUUCUGGCUUCACACCAUUAUAAGGUCGUGCCGACAAUGUCGACUCCCAGCUUCCGCGUUGCGCCGACUUUUCAACACCGACUAGUCGUGUUUGGGGAUUCGUGGAGCGAUAACGAUGCAGAGGGACUGCCGGGCUUUGUUUGGACAGACUGGCUCUGUUCAUUGUACUCAUGCCAUCAUGAAAACAUGGCCCAGACAGUCCAAUCAUCGUCGCUCAGCCUGACGUCGUCCAAAGGCAAAUAUGUGGGCGCGGUGGUGGAUAACUCGCAGCUCGACUCGUCAGGCAGUCUGCUGGAAGGCUUGUACAAACAGCCGCUGGCGGACUUUGGGGAACAGGCGGACCAGUGGCUGACGGCGGAGCUGAAUACGUUCAAGGGUCUGUCGGCAGACGCGAUCUCGGAGCGGCAGAACAACACGAUCGUGGCCGUUUCGUUUGGGGUCUGGGACCUGUGGAAUCUGAUCGGCAAGGACAUAGACACGGCCAAGCAGUCGGCCGAGGCCAGCAUCGCGACCUUGAUGGACCAGCUGACCGUGGUCGCGGAGCGCUGGGGCACCAACGACAUGAAGGUCAUCCUGACGCUGGCGCCGGAUGUCACUUUCCUCCCGGCGUUCGAGCCGACCGCCGACCGGCACAAGGACACGAUCCAGGUGUUUAACCACUGGAACAAGAAGCUGCGGGACUCCGCCCAGGACUGGGCCAGGGGCACGGUCUACCUGUUCGACACCAACGCCUUCCUGCUGGACGUCCUGCGCGACUGGCAGCUGUUCGCCGCGGGCAUCGAGGAGGAGAAUGGCCUGGGCAAGAACGAGGACCCAGGCUGGGAGAAUGUAGAGGACCCAUGUGUGCAGGACACUCAGAAAUUCCGUCUGAUGUCAUCCGGAAGCGACCAAUGUGACAAGCCCGACAAGUAUCUCUUCUGGGAUGAAAUGCAUCUGGGCCCAUCCGCUCACCGGUUAAUGGGGACGGAGAUCUUCCAUGGGAUCGAAGAAAUGUGGUUGAAACAGAAGGAGACCACUUCGCGCACCUGA